Molecule: messenger RNA, 2265 nt
Organism: Rhipicephalus sanguineus (brown dog tick)
Lineage: Eukaryota; Metazoa; Arthropoda; Arachnida; Ixodida; Ixodidae
Exons: 3
Coding region: 1-2265 (754 amino acids)
Biological process (GO): killing of cells of another organism; defense response to Gram-negative bacterium
Cellular component (GO): membrane
Molecular function (GO): pore-forming activity; nucleic acid binding; zinc ion binding
Source: RefSeq, a predicted model, not a curated record
AUGGCCUCCUACAUGCUUCCCAGCUUCGACGACGCCACAGAUAAGUGGAAACCUUACCUCAUCAAAGUGGAGGCGUACUUUGAAGCGAAUGCUAUUUCGGAUUCCGCUAAGAAGAGGGCACUUCUAGUAGCUGCACUUAGCACCUCGACGAUCCAAAUCCUGAUGGGGAAAAUAGCACCUGCAAAGCCCAAUGCCUUAAGAUAUGAUGAAGUAGUCAAGGUGUUAAAUGACCACUACGACCCAAGGCGCAACGAAAUUGCUGAAAGCUUCCAGUUUUUCAACCGCUGUCAGCAGGAGGGAGAAACCAUUCAGGAUUUCGUCGUCUCAAUCCGACGCAUUGCAGACAAUUGCAAUUUCGGAGAUUCUCUGAACAGGCUACUUAGAGACCGAAUUGUCUGUGGUGUGCGUUCGGGUGCUGUGCAGAAGCAACUUCUGGCAAAGAAAGAUUUAACUCUGGAGGAAGCCGAGUCGAUAGCAGUAGCCGCGGAAACUGCCGAAAAAGACGCCAGGACAAUGUCUGUAGACGUACCGCCUGUUCUUAAAGUGGAAGCGCGUCGCAAACUGCCAUCGCGAUCAAGCAUGGAGCGCUCAGAGCGAUUGGAGUGUGGAAGGUGUGGCAGUUCUAGACAUGAUGGCAACAGCUGCAGAUGGAAGAAUGCACGAUGUUACGCUUGCGGCCUGAGGGGUCACCUCGCUAAAAUGUGUCGCAGCCGCAUUGGCAAAGAUGUUGCCGCCCCUCGGCGACUACCUCACGCGAAAGCUUUGGCGGUAGAAGAGGCUUCUUCAGAAGAGGACAGCAGUGGUAGUGCUCAAAUUUGGACGUUAGCGUCAGCACGAAAGAAUUCUCUUGCGCCGCCAAUAAGACGAACGUUCAGUUGGGGAGGCGUGAACGUGUCCAUGGAAGUCGAUACAGGUUCACCGGUUUGCGUCAUAUCACGGCAGCUUUUCGAAAAGCACCACAAAUGCUGGCCAAAGUUGAAGCCUUCACACGUAAAGUUAUCAUGCUACAGUGGAAGGUUGCCGGUGAUGGGUGAACUGCAACUUUGUGUCAGAUACCGCGAUACUUCUGUUGACUGUUCCCUUGUGGUUCUAGACUGCCCCGGACCAAGCUUGUGCGGCCGAGACCUACUAAUCCUCCUGGAACAAGCUGGCGCUCCGGUAGUGAGAGUCGCACACGAAGACGAGGCGACGGCUAUUCGAGCGAAGCACCACAGCGUCAACGCCCUACGCCACACCUACGAGGAUGUUUUUUCGGAAACCUUGGGCUUGAUCAAAGGACCACCAGCCAGCCUCCUGCUGAAGGACGACGCGGUCCCCAAAUUCUGUCGAGAGUUCGUCCUGGUUACCGACCACCAGCCACUUGCAAUGGCCGCAGCUCGCAUCCAACGGUGGGCCCUCUACCUUGGAGGUUACCGUUACAAGCUUGAAUAUGCCCCAGGAAGGCAGCUACUGAAUGCGGAUGCUCUGAGCAGACUGCCGCUGCGGUGCCAAGAUGCCGCCACGGAACCUGAACCCGAAGAGUAUGUAUUUUCUUUGAAAUGCCUGGAUGAAGGGAUAGUCACAACGCGCGAGCUGAAGGAGCUGACAGCCAAUGACUCGAUCUUAUCCCGUUCAAAUGGAGCGGCCGAGAGGGCAGUCAGGACAAUCAAGGACGGUCUUCGGAAGAUGAAAGGCGGGAAGCUCGAGCAUAACCUUAUGCGUUUGCUGCUCAAUUACAGAAGGACCCCACAGAAAGCCGGACUAUCGCCAUCGGAAAUGCUGCUGGGGUACCAGAUACGGUCACGCCUGGACACGUGCUUUCCUGCGACGACUGCGCCCAAUUCUAAAAAGGAAAGCGACGAUUUGUUACCACCAACGAACUGUGAUGUGCAUGUCCGCAACUACGGGUCCAAUGGUAGAUGGAUGCCAGGACGUGUAACAGCUACAUCGGGAGGACGGAUGGUCACAGUGGAGACACCUCAAGCAAUCGUGCGGCGUCACAUAGAUCAAGUGCGUACUCGUAGGGGAUUUUCGCAAGACGAACCACUGUGGACCCAUCCAGGUGAUAUCAGCAAAGGCAAUACACCGAGCACAACGCCACUCGACCCACCGCCACCCGCGAACCCCGAUGAAGCUGUGGAAGCGUCACCCCAAGAAACUCUCCCAGUCACCGACCAGCCUGAGCCUGCUGCAGUCCCAACACCCCUGGCAGCUACGACGGAUCAAGAAACCGCACAACCGCUCCGGCGCUCCACAAGAACACGCAAGCCAGUGCAUCGUUUUUAA